Messenger RNA from Hypomesus transpacificus, 6935 nucleotides. It is a transcript of the gene smarca2, whose product is annotated as SWI/SNF related, matrix associated, actin dependent regulator of chromatin, subfamily a, member 2. Bases 130 to 4878 code for a protein of 1582 amino acids. Gene Ontology annotation, biological process: positive regulation of transcription by RNA polymerase II. The transcript has 34 exons. Gene Ontology annotation, molecular function: histone binding; ATP binding; ATP-dependent chromatin remodeler activity. NCBI's taxonomy places the organism in Eukaryota, Metazoa, Chordata, Actinopteri, Osmeriformes, Osmeridae. Gene Ontology annotation, cellular component: nucleus. The record is from RefSeq and is a predicted model, not a curated record.
UCCUACAAGUUAUAAGCAGAAGGGAUACAGACGUUACCAACAGCCGUCAUCUGAAGUAGACAUUCGGUUUCCAAUGCAUUUUCUAGACUUUUUUAAUUCGACAUAAAGCAGACCUAACUCUACUGGUAGAUGUCUACUUCUACCGACCUGACUGGGAGUAUGUCCCAUUCUGGUCAGUCUCCAGGGGCGGGGCAAUCCCCAGGGCCUGCCCUGGGACCUAGCCCUGGUCCAGGUCCUUCUCCUGGCUCGGUUCACAGUAUGAUGGGCCCCAGCCCUGGGCCUUCCAGUGGGCCUUAUACCAUGCAGAACCAAGGAGGGGGGGAUUACUCCCAAGACAAUGUGUACCCCAUGCACAAGCCCAUGGAAGGAAUGCAUGACAAGACCAUGGUAGAUGAGCUACACUAUGGUCAGAUGAAGGGAGUCGGGAUGAGAUCUCUCCACAGUGGCAUGGGGCCACCACGGAGUCCCAUGGACCAGCACAGCCAAGGAUAUCUGUCCCCUCAUCCCUCUCCAAUGGCGGUCCACGAGCACACCACCAGCCCAAUGUCAGGGGGUGGGGGUCCAACACCGCCUCAGAUGCCCCCCACCCAGUCGGGCCCCUUGGACCCCCAGGCAGCCAUGCCUAUGGGGCAGCAGGGGCGGGGCCCCUCCUCCUUCAGCCCUGUUCAACUUCAACAGCUACGGGCCCAGAUCUUGGCCUAUAAGAUCCUGGGGCGGGGCCAGCCCUUGCCGGAGAACCUGCAGCUGGCUGUGCAAGGAAAGAGGAGCCUUCCCACCAUGCAGCAGCAGUCGCCAGCGAGCACCAACCUCUACAACAGACCUCCAGUCAUGCUAAUGCCUCCAGUUGGCGGUACCCAGUCAAGCCCCUGCCCCACCACUGCCAUGCAAGGCCAUGCCCAGAGUGUUGGGUCCAAACAACCACAUGAAGGCCUGAGCAGCGAUUCUUCCUGCAACCCUCAGAAGCUCCUUCCCCCGUCCGCUAGUGGACGACCAUCUCCAGCUCCACUUCAGCCUCCUGUAAUGCCACCUGGGCCCAUGCCUGGCCCCUCUACUGCCCAGCCGGCCCUGGGGCAGCCAUCGCCCAUCCUUCAGAUGCAGCAGAAACAGAACCGUAUCACGCCCAUCCAGAAGCCCCAAGGGCUGGACCCUGUGGAGAUCCUGCAGGAGAGAGAGUACAGGCUGCAGGCUAGGAUUGUCCACCGGAUCCAGGAGCUGGAGAGCCUGCCAGGCUCCCUCCCACCGGACCUGAGGACCAAAGCCUCUGUGGAACUGAAAGCCCUGCGACUGCUCAACUUCCAGCGCCAGCUGAGACAGGAUGUGGUGGCCUGCAUGCGCAGAAGCACCACGCUGGAGACGGCGCUCAACUCCAAGGCCUACAAGCGCAGCAAGCGGCAGACCCUGAGGGAGGCGCGCAUGACGGAGAAACUGGAGAAGCAGCAGAAGAUGGAGCAGGAGCGGAAGCGCCGUCAGAAACACCAGGAGUACCUGAAUAGCAUCCUUCAGCAUGCCAAGGAUUUCAAAGAAUUCCACAGGUCCAUGGCCGGAAAGAUCCAGAAGUUAUCCAAAGCCAUCGCCACUUGGCACACCAACACCGAAAGAGAGCAAAAGAAGGAGGCCGAGCGAAUUGAGAAAGAGCGAAUGAGAGCGCUCAUGAACGAGGAUGAAGAGGGCUACCGUAAACUGAUCGACCAGAAGAAAGAUAAGCGUCUGGCCUACCUGCUGCAGCAGACCGACGAGUACGUGUCCAACCUGACCGACCUAGUGUACGAACACAAAGCCGCCCAGGCUGCCAAGGAGAAGAAGAAGAAGAAAAAGAAGAAGAAGAAGAGAAAGAACGUGGAUGGGGAUGGUGAAGGUGCGAGCGCUAUUGGACCUGACGGAGAAGCAUGGCAGCCCAUGGAUGAGAGCAGCCAGAUGAGUGAACUUCCUGUCAAAGUCAUUCAGACGGAGACUGGAAGAGUUCUCCAAGGGGCCGACGCCCCCAAGUCCAGCCAACUGGAAGCCUGGCUAGAAAUGAACCCUGGAUAUGAAGUUGCCCCUCGAUCAGACAGUGAGGAGAGUGGCUCAGAGUCUGAGGAAGAGGACGAGGAGGAGGUUUUCUCCCGAGCGGAAUCUGAGGAGAAGAAAAUCCUUGAUCCGAACACCGACGAAGAGUUGGCAACCAAACACAUCAUUGAGUCGGCCAAACAAGAUGUGGAUGACGAGUACAGCGUUCCCACUGGAGAGACCUCCACACAGUCCUACUAUGGAGUGGCUCAUGCCAUCAUGGAGAGGGUGGAGAAGCAGUCGUCCCUGCUGAUUAAUGGAACGCUCAAACAUUACCAGAUCCAAGGGCUGGAGUGGAUGGUAUCAUUGUACAACAACAACUUAAAUGGCAUACUGGCUGACGAGAUGGGCCUUGGCAAGACUAUUCAGACCAUUGCACUCAUCACCUACUUGAUGGAAAACAAGAGAUUGAACGGACCCUUUUUAAUCAUUGUCCCGCUUUCGACCUUGUCAAACUGGGCUUACGAGCUUGAUAAGUGGUCGCCGUCCAUAAUCAAAAUAGCCUACAAGGGCACCCCUGCUAUGCGGAGGUCACUGGUACCUCAGCUCCGUUGUGGGAAGUUCAACGUUCUCCUCACCACGUACGAGUACAUCAUCAAGGACAAGCAAAUCCUCGCCAAGAUCCGUUGGAAGUACAUGAUUGUGGACGAAGGCCAUCGCAUGAAGAACCACCACUGUAAGCUGACCCAGGUCCUGAACACCCACUACCUGGCCCCAAGACGCAUCCUCCUGACAGGCACGCCCCUCCAGAACAAGCUGCCUGAGCUGUGGGCACUGCUCAACUUCCUCCUGCCCACCAUCUUCAAGAGCUGCAACACCUUUGAGCAGUGGUUCAACGCUCCCUUUGCCAUGACUGGAGAAAGGGUGGACCUGAACGAGGAGGAGACCAUUCUGAUCAUCCGACGCCUGCACAAGGUGCUCCGUCCAUUCCUGUUACGAAGACUGAAGAAGGAAGUUGAGUCUCAGUUGCCAGAGAAGGUCGAGUAUGUCAUCAAAUGUGACAUGUCUGCCAUUCAGAAGGUUCUUUACCGUCACAUGCAGAAAGGCAUCCUCCUCACUGAUGGCUCAGAGAAGGACAAGAAGGGCAAAGGAGGAGCUAAGACCUUGAUGAAUACUAUUAUGCAGCUGAAGAAGAUUUGCAACCACCCCUACAUGUUUCAGCACAUUGAGGAGUCUUUUGCCGAACACUUGGGUUAUCCCAACGGCGUCAUUAGUGGUCACGAUCUGUACCGGGCAUCUGGCAAGUUUGAGCUUCUGGACCGCAUCUUGCCCAAGCUCCACGCCACCAAUCACCGGGUCCUGCUCUUCUGUCAGAUGACCUCCCUCAUGACCAUCAUGGAGGACUACUUUGCAUACCGGAACUUCCUCUACCUGCGUCUCGACGGUACCACCAAGUCAGAGGAUCGGGCUGCGCUGCUCCAAAAGUUCAACGAGAAGGGAUCUCAGUACUUUGUUUUCCUUCUGAGCACCAGAGCUGGAGGUUUGGGCCUCAACCUGCAGGCUGCCGACACUGUUGUCAUCUUUGACAGCGACUGGAACCCUCACCAGGACCUCCAGGCCCAGGAUCGCGCCCACCGGAUUGGGCAGAAGAACGAGGUGCGCGUGCUGCGUCUGUGCACGGUCAACAGCGUGGAGGAGAAGAUCCUGGCGGCGGCCAAGUACAAGCUGAACGUGGACCAGAAGGUCAUCCAGGCAGGCAUGUUCGACCAGAAGUCCUCAGGCCAGGAGCGCCGUGUCUUCCUCCAAGCCAUCCUGGAGCACGAGGAACAAAACGAGGUCGGUGAAGAUGUGCACAAACAGGAAAUGGAGGAAGACGAGGUCCCUGAUGAUGAAACCCUCAACCAGAUGAUCGCCCGAAGCGAAGAUGAGUUUGAGCAAUUCAUGCGCAUGGAUAUGGACCGUCGUCGCGAGGAUGCCAGGAACCCCAAGCGAAGGCCCCGUCUGAUGGAGGAGGACGAGCUGCCGUCUUGGAUCAUCAAGGACGACGCGGAGGUGGAGCGGCUGACCUACGAGGAGGAGGAGGACAAGAUCUUCGGGCGGGGCUCGCGCAGCCGACGGGACGUAGACUACAGCGACGCGCUGACUGAGAAACAGUGGCUGCGGGCUGUCGAGGACGGGAAUCUGGAAGAAAUGGAGGAGGAGAUCCGGGGAAAGAAACGCAAGCGCAGGAGACGCCAGGACAAGGACCCGGAGAGGGACGAGGGGGCCCCGAAGGCUAAGAAGCGCCGCGGACGGCCACCCGCAGAGAAGCUGUCCCCCAACCCCCCCAAACUCACCAAACAGAUGAAUGGCAUCAUCGACACUGUCAUCAACUACAAAGAUGGGUCAGGGCGCCAGCUGAGUGAGGUAUUUGUUCAACUACCGUCAAGAAAGGAGCUGCCCGAAUACUAUGAGCUGAUCAGGAAACCUAUGGAUUUCAAGAAAAUCAAGGAACGUGUAAGGAACCAUAAGUACCGGAGUGUGGGGGACCUGGAGAAAGACGUGAUGUUGCUCUGCCAUAAUGCCCAAACGUUCAAUCUAGAAGGUUCUCAGAUCUAUGAAGAUUCCAUCGUGCUCCAGUCGGUCUUCAAAAGUGCCAGACAAAGAAUUGUCAAGGAGGAGGAGAGUGAAGAGGACAGCGAGGAGGAAGAAGAUGAGGACGAAGACUCUGAGAAUGAGUCCACGUCGGUGCGCGUGAAGAUAAAGCUGAGCAAGAAGGACGAGCACGGCGGCGACAAAGGCAAGAAGCGCCAGAGCCGGAGCAAAGCCAAGCCGGUGGUCAGCGACGACGACAGCGAAGACGACAAAGAGGACAACGACCGAUCCGACGAGAGUAGGAGUGAUGACGAGUGAGAUGAGGAUGCACAGCACUUAUCAAAAAGAGAAAUAUCCUUUUUAGAGAACUUUUGUUUUUGUUUCUUUGGCUCUCUGCUUUUGGUGUGCCCAAAUGUUCACCCGCCAGUUUGAGUUGGGUUUUGUGUUGGAGAUUGAGUGUUUGCCCUGUAUUCACCACUAGGUUGAUGUAGAAAUGGAGAGCAAAGGGUUUGAAAAAAAAAUAUGCUCAUUUGUUUACCCAAAUAUUUUUACUUAAUAGAUGAUAAAACUAUAUUUUAAACUUGUACAUUUAAUUUUAUAACGUAGUCAAAUAAAUGGUAUACUUGCUAAUGCUUUCAUUAUGAUGGUUCUUAAAGACUGUGUUCAUAUCUUUGCAACAGCAUGCAUAGAAAAAGUAAAUGCAUUUCAUAUAAAAUAGUCCCCUACUGAAGUGAAAUGUAUUUUAAAAUCUUAAAAUAUAAUAAUAAUACUGUAUUCAUGCCCUAAAACUGCAAAUAAUUGUGAGUCAUCUUGGCCGCUAUUUUUGGGUGUGAGUUUUAUGAAUAAUUGAGCUUAUGUCCCAAAACUCUGAUACAACUGAUCUGAAUGCAAUCUAAAUUAAAAGAAUUAGAUGCACACAAAACGACAGUAUUAUUUGUAUGGAAACAUGAAUGUGAAAAGAAAUAGUGCAAAAUGAUUGCAGCUUGGAUCAAAUAACCACAAUCAGGCAAUUAUAUAACAAUCCUUGCAGGCCUAUGCAGUGCCCUGUAAGACCUGAGUUCCAUGGGCUGUUUGUAACCUGUUUUUCAAGAAGUAAGACCAUGUAAACAAAAAUUAAAUUUCUGCGCAGUCCUCAGUGAAAUGUCGGAUUAAGGGGUAUUCCGCAGAAAUUCAGAUGUGAGAGCUCCCUCUCCAUACUGUUAUUGUAGAUUUCUUAUUGGAGAAGGGAGGGGGGAAACUAUCCACACACUUAUAAUUAUGUAAUACCUUACAUAAAAACAGUAUCUCUUAAUGAACAUCUUGAUAUUGUUACUGGCUAAAAUGUCUGUGAUACAGGUAUACUGUAAUGUUCUUAAAAAUCACACUUUUUGUUGUUGAAAUAUUUGCCACUUAAGGCCUCUUUGUCUCCAUAACGCCAAAGCAACAUGCAAAAGAAGCUGUUGUUAGGUGAUCGACAUUGGGACAGCAAUUUGUAUUUUGAGGUUCCGCAGAGAGUUUGCGGGAUUCCUAUGGGUGGAAUAAUUGAAUAUGUUGGGGAAGGUGUGCAAUUACCUCCAGCAAAAAAAACACUUCUGCUUGAGACAUUAAACACCAACGUGAGGAGAUAGAAGUCAGGAAAUGUUGUGGAUGGAAAAGAUUUUACGAUGAUACAACAAUCAUAUUAAAUGAGAUUCAUUUACUGUAAAUAAAGGUCUGUGCCAUUUUCAUAUGUACAUUACAAAGGCUUCUUCACAUACAACAUUCCUCCUGAUACGCUCAUAACCUGAUCCACCGACUCAAUGGCGAACUUGACACAAAACUCACCUGAGUUGGCAGGGAGAAGAUCAAAGCAAGGUGCCUUUCCCUUCUGUGGUGUUCCGCUAUAGCGUUACCAAGAGAGGUUACAAAUUGUUGCCAAUUUGACAUUAUUUUUCUGACCAUUCAGACUUUACAUGAGCAGUGUUUUAGAUUUUUCAGUACAUUUUUCAAAUGUGAAUUAUACUUUUGUAUGCUAUUGCCAAGCAGCACAGAUUUUAUGCUGGUGAACUAAAGUGCUGCACUUGAUUUUUGUCUUCAUAAGUCAUUAACAUUGCUAUUGAGCUCUAUCUAUUUCUCUAGCUAUCUGUGAUUGUUCUUGAUGGCAUAUCCUUUUAUGACAUGGUUGAUAUUGAAAGACAAAAUAGUUUUGCAUGUGUCGUGUGCAUUUUGCUUGCCAACUCAGUUGUGAUCCUAGAUUUCUGUGCACAUUGUCUUUGUGGUUUUAUCUCUCUCACCAGAGCAAUAAAAUGGCCACAGUUAUGACCAUUUUCCUUUUAUCGUUUGCCUUUCUUAACGUUUCAAACUUUGUAUCCAUUACAAUAAAGUAUGAAUCCAAGUUGUGGAAUCAUUUGAAGGAA